CCCAAAACACUUUCGAAAGGGCUAGGGUUUGUCUUUUAGCCUCCGUAUAUAUUUGAGUUUUUUUCAGUCAUUGUCCUUCUUCUUUUGGAGGAGCACGAUCCAGAGAGACAAGAAGAAGAUGACAACUCCGCAAGUGAAGACCGGUUUGUUCGUCGGUUUGAACAAAGGCCAUGUUGUCACCAGACGCGAGUUGGCUCCUCGUCCCCGUGCUCGCAAAGGAAAAACAAGCAAGAGAACAAUCUUCAUCAGAUCAUUGAUCAGGGAAGUUGCUGGUUUUGCUCCCUACGAGAAGAGAAUCACUGAGCUUCUAAAGGUUGGUAAAGACAAGCGUGCUCUUAAGGUGGCCAAGCGAAAGUUGGGUACCCACAAGAGAGCCAAGAGGAAGAGAGAGGAGAUGUCUAGUGUUCUCCGCAAGAUGAGGUCUGGUGGUGGUGGUGUAACCGAGAAGAAGAAAUGAGCUUGGCGAGAGGACCACUCGAAUUGUUUGUGUUUAUUGUUUUGGAUCUAAAGAGUUUUGUUUUGUCCAUGACCGUGGAUUAUUAUUAUUUUGCUUUA
Messenger RNA from Raphanus sativus (radish), 555 nucleotides. Its product is annotated as 60S ribosomal protein L36-2. The transcript has 4 exons. Gene Ontology annotation, cellular component: ribosome; cytosolic large ribosomal subunit. The coding region runs from base 119 to 457 and encodes 112 amino acids. Gene Ontology annotation, molecular function: structural constituent of ribosome. The record is from RefSeq and is a predicted model, not a curated record. Lineage: Eukaryota; Viridiplantae; Streptophyta; Magnoliopsida; Brassicales; Brassicaceae. Gene Ontology annotation, biological process: cytoplasmic translation.